GCUGCCGCUGGGUCUACGGGGAUCAUCAGGAGUCAGCGAGGGAAAAAAGAAAGAAAUCUUAUUCGCUUUGAACAGCUCUGCCGAGCUCGUGCAGCGUGGAGGUCGAGCCGCUGCAUGCGCGCAAGGAGGCGGACAGUGGGGUAUAAACGACCAUAGAUGAGAUGUCUGAGGACUGGGAACACGGUGGAUUUUUGAGACCAUUUGGAGAGCUGUGCUUUUAGAAAAUAUAAAUAACUGGGAAUACAAGCAAGUCACAAGAGUACACGGACAGCCACAGAGCACACAGGAGCAGGAUGAGCGUGUUUUCUGCGGGGAGUGCGGGGCUUUGAGUGGGACAUGGCGAACGGAGGGGACCAGUUCGGCCUUGCGGAGCGCCCGGACAUGGAUUCUCCAAAAGAGAGCAAACAGGAAACUCCCAGCUUCACUUUAAACUCUGCUUCUUCACCACAAACAGCGUCCAGCCAGCAGGUAGCAGCCUGUGCUGAUGACCAUGAUGGGAUGGAGGCAAUCAAAGUUGUCCUUCAUGACAGGGAACUUUGGACCAAGUUCGAUGAAGUUGGAACUGAAAUGAUCAUCACUAAAGCUGGGAGGAGGAUGUUCCCCAGCUACAAAGUCAAAGUUACAGGACUCAACCCGAAGACCAAGUACAUCCUCCUAAUGGACAUCGUGCCCGGUGAUGACCAUCGCUACAAAUUCGCAGAUAACAAAUGGUCGAUAACGGGUAAAGCGGAGCCCGCGAUGCCCGGCAGGCUUUAUGUUCACCCAGAUUCUCCCGCUACUGGAGCCCACUGGAGCCGUCAGCUCGUUUCUUUUCAGAAGCUCAAACUCACCAACAACCACCUGGACCCGUUUGGACACGUCUUUCACCAUCCCCUUCACUAUAUCUUCCCUGUGCAGAUCAUACUUAACUCCAUGCACAAAUACCAGCCUCGUCUACACAUUGUCAAAGCGGAUGAAAACAACGGCUUUGGAUCAAAAAACACAGCUUUCUGCACCCACGUCUUCUCUGAAACUGCAUUCAUUGCUGUGACGUCCUAUCAGAACCACAAGAUUACACAGCUGAAGAUAGAGAAUAAUCCUUUUGCUAAGGGCUUCAGAGGCAGUGACGACAAUGAACUACACCGCAUGGCCAAGCUUCAAGGUAAGGAUUACCCUGUGGUGCCUCGCAGCACUGUCCGUCAAAGAGCUUGCUCCACUGGAAGUACCUUCAGUGUGGACAGUCGGGGUCUGCGGGGGUCCCCUGAGGCUGUCAGGUCCCCUUACAGCUGUGAGAAUGGCUUGAAAAGUGGCAGUCCUCACGAGCUGCUGAGUGCUCCACCUGCACACUACACCCACCCUCAUCCACACCUGCAGCCUGGUCAGCACCCACAGGUCUAUCACUGCACCAAGAGGAAAGUGGAGGAGAAUUGCGCUUCAAGGAACCACCAGCAUCCAUACAAGAAACCCUUCACUGGUGGCUCACCAAGUGAAGGUGAACCUUACUUUCAUCCCUCCUCCUACCCACCUCCUCCACCUGGCUUAUGCAACAACCCUGCCCUCAGUCUCACUGACUCCCCUUACAGUUCAGACAUGGGACAGCGUCAGGCGUGCAUGUAUGCCGGCUCAGAGUCCAGAAUGGAUGAACUCAACUGUGCAUCCUGGUCAUACGCCUGCCCACUCCCCACUCCCAUGACCCCCAUGGAACCUUACCCACCUUAUACCACUCAUCCUCCCUACAGCUCUAGCCCUCAGGGCUCUCGGCUCAGCGCUAUAGCUCAUCCGAGCUCUCCACCACUGGGAGAGCACAUUGCCCACGAUCCCUACCAGAGCCAGAGCUCUGGACCUCAAUCUCAAAACUCUCAAAGUAUUCACAGCAGGCAGCUCAGCUCUCCUUUGAAAGAGUACCCACGCUACAAUCUGUCACCGCCUCUUUACCACACAUUAGAAACGCACACACACCUUAGGAGUGGCGUCCCAGAAUGGAGCGCAGCCUCCUAACUGAACCACAGACAAACUUUACCUCUACAUAAAUUCAGUUCCCCCUCUUUCUGGUCUUCUAAGAGAUGCUGCACUGUGUACAGACUAAAUAUGAUGAUACUUUUGUAAAAUUAUUGUGACAAGUAGGAUCUUGUGCUGUGUGAAGAGAUUUCUUCUGUAUUUCAUGUAUUUCCUCUGUGCUGAAAGGAGCAGUAGAUUGUUAGAACUAGCCCUGGACAUGGAUAAUGCACUAGAUGGACAGAAAAAUUAAGCUCCUUCCAGGCAAUACAAUGAACAUCAAAGUUGUAUUUUAUCUUCUUUGCGAAACUCAGUGACUGGUGUCAUCCAAAUGUUUGCACUGUGAGCCCUUUUAAGGCCAGACCAUUAACAAUGCUAGGCAGUUUUCCUCUCAAUGUGUCCCAUUUUAUGCAUUGUGAAGGAUGUAAAUUGUGACCACUGUCAGACAGGCAGUAACAUUUACUGGCCAAAAUUAUCUCAGCUCUCCCAACAGAACCUGAGGGAGGCUUUUUUCUGUAGUGGAGCAAAGCACAGCUCCAUACUCAUAGUCUCAGUGAAGGAGAAAAGGCAUGGUUUGUCUAAAUGUGUGUGUAUGUGUGUAUGCAAAACCUAUGUCAGCUUAGUUCAGCUCAAGGAUGCUUUGAGUUAAAUUCCAAUGAGACAGGCAGUGGUAGCUGCAGGCAUUGCACCAUAGAGAUAAACAGUUUGUUUAGACCUCGCUACAGGCAGAAGGACCUGUAAACAGUAUUUCUACUGCAUUCUGGGUAACUACACAAUUCAGCCUCACACAGCUGUCAUUGCUGUCCUCUCUGUCACCCCCAUCUGACCAAUCAGCUUAUUCUGUUCUAUGAGAGGUGGCCAAUGAAGAUGCAGCUCUCUUUUAUGCCUAACUGACCAGUUAAAGCUGGAGUGUUUUCUGUGUGUGUUUGUUGGCCCAUUUUGUUUGUUUGUGAAUUAUUCAUGAGUCCCGUGUUGAUUCCUGACAUGUGAGAAUUGCUCAGCAAAAGAAACGUCAUGCUGUGAAUGUUAUAAUGUUGACGCACCAACUCUUAUUGAUCUCUUUAUUUAAAAAAUCGAAGCGGUCUCUGACAGACGUGCGCAGCAUUAUUUCAUUAAUUGUUUUGAUUACAUUUUAUUAACCCUUUAUUGGGCACUCAUUGAAAUGCUUAGAAAUUUAAAUUUCCAACCAUAAGAGUGUUAUUAUGAUACUGGAGGAUAUUACAAGACUUAACACUUAGAUACAUUUCUCUAAAAUAAGAAAAGUUAUACAGUAGUAAGUGGUCAGAAUGAAACUGUUUUAUUGAUUUAUUAUGCUGACAGAUCUCAGUGAAGUAACUUGGAUGUAGCCUGAUUUUUCAUGAUUGGUGUGGAGAACUCAGUGUGCAGUGUGGUUCUAUGAUUUCAUGGACUAGCAUGCAAAGGCAUUUUGUGUGUACAAAUAUGGUCAUUUGGCCAAUAAAGGGUUAAGUAUACUUCCCUUAUAGCUGUAAUCAAAUAUUCUGUGAACAUUUUUUUGU
Molecule: messenger RNA, 3491 nt
Organism: Melanotaenia boesemani (Boeseman's rainbowfish)
Lineage: Eukaryota; Metazoa; Chordata; Actinopteri; Atheriniformes; Melanotaeniidae
Gene: tbx5b
Product: T-box transcription factor 5b
Exons: 9
Coding region: 337-1977 (546 amino acids)
Biological process (GO): cardiac left ventricle formation; positive regulation of DNA-templated transcription; cell fate specification
Cellular component (GO): nucleus
Molecular function (GO): RNA polymerase II cis-regulatory region sequence-specific DNA binding; DNA-binding transcription factor activity, RNA polymerase II-specific
Source: RefSeq, a predicted model, not a curated record